UGUUUUGUUGUGGUAGGAGCACUGUAAUCAUAGAGUUGUCUUUUGCGGUUUUUGUUGAAGAUUGUAGAUAUUCUGUGUUCUGGAAGCUUCUGUGGAUUUAAAAGAAAAUGGUCGCUUCAAUAAAACGGUUUUACAAGACGAAGAGUGUGUGAGCUGCUUUUGAAGUGGAAGGAAGCAUGCUGCUUUCCGUCAUAUUUUUCGUCACGAUUCUUUUUUCGGUGUUGCAAUCAUCACGAGUUCAUGAUCAUCUGAGAGUCAGAAGACAGUCUCCCUCAGAGGAGACUCCUGUUAUCUUCCCGGAUUUGGAGGUGAUGCCAGAAAACCAAUGCAUUGCCUACGAUGGGGGAGUCGGACUGUGCAGACCUGCUGGGCUUUGUGUCUUUCGAUUCGAUACGGUGAAAGAUCUGGAGGAGUCGUCAUGUACAAUGGAUAACGGAAAGGUCGGAAUUUGCUGUCCAAGUAAGCCACCACCAUCAAGGGUCACUGGUCCGAUUCGUCCAGAGAACCCUGUAUCCAUGCCGGAUAUUACAUCUACAGAUUUGGAUUUCGCUGGACAAGAGGGCAGAUCCAUCGUCCAACGGAUUGAACAACUUGAGGCGGAACUAAGACGAAGAGGUCUAGUCAUUAAAAAGGGCAGUGCAGAGUACUAUUUGCUGGCCCAAUUUGAUGGAGAUAGAAAGAAAGUGUGGGAACUAGGGAGAGACGGUCUUACUGGAGUUGAAGCUACUCUUAGAUUAGUCAGGACAUUCCAGUUAACUUCAACCCAAAGCCGAGAGGGCUUGAGGCAUCUCAGUCUUGCCAAUACUGUGAUAGCCGAUACCUGUCCGAAGAACUCACCGUGCCCAACAACAAAGUACAGAACCUCGGAUGGAUCAUGUAACAACUUGCGACAUCCUGAGUGGGGAAAGGCGUUUCACACGUAUGCCAGAGUAGUGCCACCUCGGUAUGCUGAUGGUAUAAAUGAGGCUCGUUUAUCUUAUGACGGCGGUCCUCUGCCCAGUGCAAGGGAGGUGUCUCAGCGAGCCUUCGCAUCCGAAAAUAGGCCCAGUCGAAAGGUAACCGUGGCUUUCGCUUUGUGGGCACAGUUCUUGGCGUAUGACUUGUCUCUUACUGGUGUCACAAUUGCGGGAAAUGGAGAUGGGAUAUUAUGUUGCCACCCAGAAAUUCAGAAGAAUCCUCGACUUUUGCACCCUGCGUGCAUGCCUAUCCACAUCUUGGACGACGACCCCUACUUCCGCAAAUUUGGAAGAAGCUGCAUGCACUUCUUGAGGUCCAUUGCUGCUCCGAGAUCAGAUUGCACUUUCGGUCCGCGAGAGCAACUGAAUCAAGUAACUGCCUACAUAGAUGGUUCUUCCAUUUAUGGGUCGUCCGAAGAAAGGACAAAGGUUUUGCGGAGCUACGAAGGAGGUAAACUGAAAUGGUCUAUAGCUGGAGGUGAAGAUAUGCUGCCAGCAAACAAAUCACUUCCCUGUGCGAGCAAGGAUUCUCCUUGUUUUGCGUCUGGUGAUAAGCGUUCAAAUCAAAAUGCAUUACUUACUCUUAUCCAUGGUGUGAUGUUAAGGGAACACAACAGGUUGGCGGAUCGUUUAUCACGACUGAAUGCCGGUUGGAAUGAUGAAAUUCUUUUCCGAGAAGCUAGGAGACUGCUUUGCGCACAGUUACAGCACAUCACUUAUACAGAGUUCUUGCCUCUACUUCUAGGCAACAAAGUCAUGUCUUCAUACGGAUUGUCGCCGAAGUUGUCCGGAUUUAGCUUUGAUUAUAAUGCCGAUUUGAAUGCCGCUAUCAUAAAUUCAUUCGCGACUGCUGCAAACAGAUUUGGACAUACUCUAGUUCAAGAAGACAUUGAAAUGUAUUCUUCCCAGGGAGCCCGUCAUGACGAAAGCACCCUCCAAAAAUUCGAUCCUUCGCUUCUGCACCGGAAAGAUAGCUUCGAUGCCUUGGUCAGGGGCACGUUGAGACAGCCGGCACAAGCAUUUGACAGUCAUGUUUCUAAUCAGUUGAAGAACCAACUUUUCAAUGAUUCUGGAUACGGCUUGGAUAUCAUUGCCCUGAACAUACAAAGAGGACGUGAUCAUGGGCUUCCUGGUUAUAACGAAUGGCGGGAAUAUUGUGGUUUACCCCGACUUCGUAACUUUAAAGAACUUGAGAAUAUCAUGGAACCUACAGUUGCUAAAAACUUCAGUCGCCUUUACGGCAACGUGGAUGACGUCGAUCUGUACCCUGCCGGCAUAGCUGAAAACCCAUUACCGGACGCUAUUCUGGGCCCAACGUUUGCGUGCAUUGUGGCUGAACAAUUUCGAAGACUGAAAUUAGGAGACAGGUUCUGGUACGAAAAUGGAGGAAUGGAGUCCUCUUUCAGUGAAGCCCAACUGCAAGAAAUUAGAAAAGUCACACUUUCAAGACUCCUCUGUGAUAAUUCUCACGUGGAAUCUAUACAGUUAGUUGCAUUUGUGAAACAGGCUGGAUGGAAUCCAACGGAAAAUUGUAAAGAUGGAAAAAUACCAAGGAUGAAUUUGGCUCCUUGGAAAAAUGAGCCUGUUUGGACUUGAACUUUCUCCAACUUGUUGAUAGUGAACCAUCCCUCCCCUUUUGUAGAUAGAUGAUAUUUAUUUAUUUCACAUUUUUUUACCUGCACUGAGAUAUCUUAGUCAUGAUAUAAAUGAAAAUAAAUAAAAAAAUAUAUAUUUUGGUA
Messenger RNA from Argiope bruennichi, 2695 nucleotides. Its product is annotated as peroxidase-like. The record is from RefSeq and is a predicted model, not a curated record. The coding region runs from base 177 to 2552 and encodes 791 amino acids. Gene Ontology annotation, molecular function: heme binding; peroxidase activity. Lineage: Eukaryota; Metazoa; Arthropoda; Arachnida; Araneae; Araneidae. Gene Ontology annotation, biological process: response to oxidative stress. The transcript is spliced from 17 exons.